Messenger RNA from Saccoglossus kowalevskii, 784 nucleotides. RefSeq names its product glutathione peroxidase-like. NCBI's taxonomy places the organism in Eukaryota, Metazoa, Hemichordata, Enteropneusta, Harrimaniidae. Gene Ontology annotation, biological process: response to oxidative stress. The record is from RefSeq and is a predicted model, not a curated record. Gene Ontology annotation, molecular function: glutathione peroxidase activity.
ACCAUCAUGUUAUUUCGAUUGGGAGCCUUUGUUCUCCUAACACUUGUAGCUGUUACACAUGGGACUAAAAAAUACUGCGAAAUAGUGGACCCUGCCAAGACUUUUCACUCUUAUGGCGCAGUUAGUCUUCAUACAGGUGAACCGGUUACGUUCGACCAGUAUAUUGGCUGGACCCUGUUGGUAAUUCCUGUUGCAACGUACGAUGAUUUAAACCACCAGUACCUCGAAUUUAAUCAACUACAAACUGAGUUUUUAUCACAAAACUUCACCAUAUUAGCUUAUCCAACGACCGAGUUCUGGAAAAAGGAGCCUGGUAGCAAUGAUGAGAUUUUGAACGGGUUAAGAGAAGUAAGGCCUGGUGGGGGUUAUGUGCCCAACUUUGAAAUAUUUGAAAAGGUCAAUGUCAAUGGAGCCACACAGACAGACGCAUGGGCAUAUAUUAAGGGUAACUGUCACUCCCCUGUGGAUGAGCUUGGCGACAGCAAAUAUUUAUUUUGGGAACCGUUCAACAACCGAGACGUUCGAUGGACUUUCCUGGAGCGCAUUAUAAUUGGUGCUGAUGGUCUUCCAUAUAUACGUUACAAUGACCCCAGUGAUCCAUACACUCCAGGCGGCUUGCGUGAUGAUAUCGAGCAAUAUCUGAGGGAUGGUUACAUUGAUUUGUAAAACAAAACUCUUUUUCAAUUGAAUUGCCGAAACUACUUUGUAUUCAAGAAUUCAAGAUUUUUUAUCAAGGUCAUCCGACUUUGUUACGAGUUCACACAAAUAAACGACUAUCUUGAAA